GUCCACGUGAGUUUCUCUCAGCUGUCUGCUGCAGAGAGCGAGUGAAUGGAGAAAGGGGGAGCAGAAAAUGGAAUCUAUGGAAAAAUGGAACAAAGAUUUUAUAAUACUUAAAUUGUUGGAUACGAAGUUCAGUCCUACAGAAAAUGGCAGGACAGGAAUGAUUGGCAAGGAUCUACGAGAUAUUUUUAAGAUUUACACAUUUUUACAGUCCUCCAUCACUCGUACAGAAUGUGCCACUGGCUCCUGUCCAGACCUGAUGAUGAUGAGUAGGAAGGAGCAGCCUGAGUCACGGCGGGUGGGCACGGUCCUCACCCCCCAGCUGCCCCCCAGGGUCCACCGGCCUCUCUGCCUCUCCAUUUCCUCUGACAGCAAUGGCCGCUUCAAGGCGCUGGAGACGCAAGAGUGGAAAAACAACCUCAAAGCCCAGAUGGAACAGGCCCACAGUGCUGGAGCAGCCAGCAGCACUGGCUCAUUGGAGAGGGCCUCCCUAUUCUGUGCUUCGGGCUCCACCACCACCUCCAGCUCUGGCCUGUCCAGCCCUGUGGAGACCCUCACCAAGAGCAAGUCCUCCAGCCGCUUCUCCCUCUUCUCUCCGCCCUGGAACAGCAGCUCUGAAUCUGACUCCAACCCGCCCUCCCGCUCUGGCUCCAAGAAGCUGCGCAAAUACAGCCGUAGGGGUGGGGCUGGGGCAGGAGUGGGUGGGGCCAACGGCAAGGGGGAGGAGACACCGGAGCCCAAGCAGGGCACAGCUGAACACUUCCACUACUCGGAGCCAGUUAUCUCCAAGGUGACGGACUACAUCUAUGUGGGCAACUUGAACGCAGCCUACAGUGGGCGUACCCUCUGCCGCAACAACAUUGACAGCAUUGUGGACAUGAGCAACCUCCCGGGUGAGACCAGCCUGUGCCUGAUCCCCUGCACUUGCUCCCGCGGCGCCCGCCACAGCUGGUCCCGCCUCAAGGUGGACAUCCGGGACCUGGCGGACUCCGCUGAGGGCCCCGCCCUCAAACAGCGCUGCUUCCAGGACAUCAACGAGUGCAUUGACGCCUCCGCUGAGAAGAAGAAGCGCGUGCUGGUGCACUGCCGCGACGGCUACUCCCUGGCCCCCACCUGCAUCAUCCAGUACCUCAUGGUCAAGCAGAACAUGAGGCUCAUCACGGCCUACGAGCUGCUGAGGGCCAAGUACCCAGUGAACAUCAAGGAAGCCCACCAGAAUGUGUUAGUGAGCCUGGAGAAGGCCCUGCGGCCUGAGGGUGAUGAGGACCCAGAAUGCUUCAAGCAGGCCAUCUCCCGUAAAGUGGCCUGGACCUGAGUCCCAGCCGUCGCUGGCAUUCAUGAUUUCUUCAUGUUUUUCAUUUUUUUGGCACAAAAUUGGAGGCUUUUUGUUUUCCCCCUGGUUACAGUUAGGCAAAACCUUUCCUGGCCUUUCACAGGUCUGGAGAUAAUCAUUCUCGGCCUGUCUCGACUAAACUUUGUAUGCUGAGCAUUUGCGGCCAAAGAUUUGAUCUCUUUGUUCUAUUUAUAAUGGCUAAAAUAAACCAAUAAAAACUGAC
Megalops cyprinoides (Indo-Pacific tarpon) is the source of this 1553-nucleotide messenger RNA. RefSeq lists its product as uncharacterized. Gene Ontology annotation, biological process: protein dephosphorylation; negative regulation of MAPK cascade. Bases 68 to 1312 code for a protein of 414 amino acids. The transcript is spliced from 5 exons. NCBI's taxonomy places the organism in Eukaryota, Metazoa, Chordata, Actinopteri, Elopiformes, Megalopidae. Gene Ontology annotation, cellular component: cytoplasm. The record is from RefSeq and is a predicted model, not a curated record. Gene Ontology annotation, molecular function: protein tyrosine/threonine phosphatase activity; MAP kinase tyrosine/serine/threonine phosphatase activity.